AUUUAUUUCAAAUUCACCUUCCCACUUUAUAAAGCACCAAUACCCUUCCACCCUCUCCCCACUGCCCAGAGAUAAACAAGGAGGCACGGAAGGAGAGAAGAAGGAGAGAAUGGAGAGAGAAGAGGGAAAGGUGACGACAGAUGUGAGUCUCAAGGAGCUCUCAAGGAAGCUUGAGGAGUUUUCCAAGGAGAGGGACUGGGAGCAGUACCACAGCCCAAGGAAUCUGCUGCUUGCUAUGAUUGGUGAAGUGGGGGAGCUCUCAGAAAUAUUCAUGUGGAGGGGAGAAGUGGCCAGAGGUCUGCCAAAUUGGAAAGAAUCUGAUAAGGAGCAUCUUGGAGAGGAGCUUUCAGAUGUCCUACUAUACCUGAUACAAUUAUCUGAUAUAUGUGGCAUUAAUCUAGCAGAUGCAGCCACCAAAAAAAUUGUCAAAAAUGCCAUCAAAUACCCUCCUCCUAAAGCCCAAUGAAGAGCAUAAAACUACCAUGCAACCUGUACUUGCAUAGGUACCUUCUUGUUUUGUGGAUGGAGUAUGCCUUUUUCAAAAAUUAAAUAGAGUUCUAAGUUUUUUUUCUUUCAAAACUAUAAUAAAGUUAUUAAAGUCUUUGGUCUUGCAUCCUUGAGAAGCAUGUAUGCAAAAGCUUAAUUCAGCUUAUAGUGGUAGAAACUAGUGAUGCUUGGUUCUCUUGUU
Molecule: messenger RNA, 688 nt
Organism: Phoenix dactylifera (date palm)
Lineage: Eukaryota; Viridiplantae; Streptophyta; Magnoliopsida; Arecales; Arecaceae
Biological process (GO): nucleoside triphosphate catabolic process
Molecular function (GO): nucleoside triphosphate diphosphatase activity
Source: RefSeq, a predicted model, not a curated record